Molecule: messenger RNA, 1514 nt
Organism: Vigna angularis (adzuki bean)
Lineage: Eukaryota; Viridiplantae; Streptophyta; Magnoliopsida; Fabales; Fabaceae
Exons: 3
Coding region: 232-660 (142 amino acids)
Source: RefSeq, a predicted model, not a curated record
UCGUUUGUUGGUCUUUACAAUGGAGGUGGCUGUUUCGACCAUGCCAAAAUACGUUCAGCAAUUUGUCUUGCUUUUCCAUGCAAGCUUUUACAUGUCUGCAUCUGCUUUUACGAACUUACUGCUGGGAGCACUGAAGAUAAUGGGGAAUACUACCCUGGGCGACUGCAUAAAGCGUUUAUCAUAGACCCUCCCUCGCUGUUUCCUUAUUUUUGGAAAGUAAACAACAUAAUUAUGGGUGUGGGGACAUUCGUGGAACUAUCGGCAGUGACGAAGCUGGUUUCAUCGUUGGAUUUCCACGGUGAGGAUGCAUCAUCGGGGGAUUUAACUGGAGGAAGGAGCGUGAUGAAUGCAGGAUCAUGUUCUUCUUCGCGCUUUGCGUCUCAUCACGUUGACUCCCUCAAGCCUUGGUAUCUGAGCCUGUCGGAGACGUCAGUGGCGAGCAGAACGCCGGUGCAGCAGCGCACUCCUCGGCCGUCAUUUUUUAAAUCGCCGGCGGGAAUGGUGUUCCGGCGCGGAGAGAGGGUGUGUCGGGAAUCGUUCUUGCCGCUGUGGAAGUUAUACAGAAGGCCGUAUGAUGAAAUGGUUUACAGAUCAAAGAUGCGGGGCCCGGUGGGACGUAACUUUAGACGACGACACGUUUCAUUUUCUCAACGUUUCUGAAUCUUAUGACUCCCAUCUUGUGUACGUUUGCUUUUUCUUUCCUCAUAACAGCAUGAGAAAAAGUAGCAGUGGUAGUGGUAGUGCAUUUGAAUGGAAUGAAGUAAAUUAUGCAGCAAUAAUUGAGCGGUUUUUGCUUGAAUUUCAACUAUAUAUGUCAGUGUUCAUGUGAAAUAGAGAACAUAUUCAACGGCAGAGGAGCGUGGCGGCAAUGAAUGAAUGAAUAAUGUGAUGUGAUUAGAGCUUUUUGUUUGUAGCGCUUUUGCUCUUCGUACAGAUGAAGAAAAAAUGGAAAUCAAGAAGCAAGCCACCGCAGAGAAAUGAAAGAUUAUGAAGAUCGUGAGAUCUUCCAUGCAUGGUAACGAGGGAGUUACUCCCUCCACCACCACAUGUUACUCCCUAUACCUCAUUAUUCCCAUUUUACCUUGCACGGAUGUGAGAAACCGUUGAUUCUACUCCCUGCACCUUUAUUUGAUUCUCUAGUUUCAGCUUUUUAUUUAACACUUGAUUUCUGAUUCCUUCUCAGUAUAUCUCUCCAACGCUUCUUGUAAUUGUGAUUCUACUUAUAGAGUGCGGGAUUCAUUUGCACUUUGAAUUUGAGUGAAUUUUGAUUGUAAAUCAUUCAAUUCAGCUAGACUGUUCUUAUGAGCCACAAGUUCUUGAGUAGUGGCGUACUUCUCUGAUAGUGCACGGUUCAAUGAUUCCUCAAGUUCAUCAAUCUUGGUUCUUAGGUCGAUGUUUGUUCCAACCAAUAAUUCAUUUUUGGGAAAAAGACUGAGAAAUCUUGCUCUCGGCUUCUAGAACUUGUCGCUUCAAAACUUCAUUUUCACUUUACAAAGUAGAAAGUUUACUCAAAC